CCUAUCAAUAGAAACUUUAGAAGAUUUGAGAUAUUGAUUAUUUUUCUUUUUGGGUAUAAUAUAUUUUAUCUUGCAAUAUUAUAUUUCCCAUUUUGCUGUCAUAAUAUUAUUUGCAAUCAAUUUGAAGAGAGAGCAUGAAAGAAUAGAACAAGAGAAGAUUUAUUUUUGACAUGGAAGCUGAUGUUUCUAUUCCUUUUGCACUGUUAUCCGAACCCUAAUUUUCAAAAUCCCUAAUUUUCCCUUCACUCUCUGCUUUGGAUGAUUAUCAACCCAAAAUCUCGGCUUUCGUGCUUUUCGAUUCUAUUUCUCUGAUGGGUUUUUCGAAUCUUUGCUUGUUUUUCUUCUCUCUCUUGAGUUUGUGUGCUAUGGCGGCUUCUAAGGUUGUGCUGAUUGGGAACAACAUCACUCUCUCAUUCGAUGAUAUUGAAGCUAAUUUCGCUCCGUCGGUUAAAGGGUCUGGAGAAUAUGGAGUCUUAUUCUUGGCAGAGCCACUUGAUGCAUGUACAGAACUUACAAAUAAAGCUAAACAACUUUCGAAUGUUAGUUCACCUUUUGUUUUGAUGAUUAGAGGGGGGUGUAGCUUCGAAGAAAAGGUUAGAAUGGCACAAAAUGCUGGCUACACAGCUGCAAUUGUCUAUGACAAUGAAGAUGGUGGCGUCCUGGUUGCAAUGGCAGGAAAUUCUGCUGGUAUAAGAAUACACGCGGUAUUUGUAUCAAAAGCUUCGGGUGAAAUACUUCAUAAAUACACUGGUUUGACUAAUGUGGAAACGUGGCUCAUUCCAACUUUUGAAAACUCAGCAUGGUCUAUCAUGGCAAUUUCAUUUAUUUCCCUGCUAGCUAUGUCUGCAGUGCUGGCCACUUGUUUCUUCGUCCGCAGGCAUCGCAUAAGAAGAGAAAGGCCUCGAGCUUCUCAUGUUCGUGAAUUUCAUGGUAUGAGUAGUCGCCUAGUGAAAGCAAUGCCAAGUUUGAUUUUCACUUCUGCUUUGGAAGAUAACUGUACAUCAAGAACAUGUGCUAUCUGCCUUGAAGACUAUUGUGUUGGAGAGAAGCUCAGGAUUCUUCCCUGUUGUCACAAGUUUCAUGCUGCCUGUGUGGAUUCUUGGCUUACUUCGUGGAGAACCUUUUGCCCAGUUUGCAAGCGUGAUGCAAGAACGGGUUUGUCUGAUCCACCACCUUCAGAAUCCACACCUCUACUGUCAUCGACUCCGUCGUCCGUGGCAUCAUCUGUCCUGUCUUCUAUGAGGUCAUCAUAUGCUUCGUCUUCUGCAAUACAAAUCAUUUCACAGUCGCCGUCUGUUUCUCAAAACCACUCUUUAGCUAGCAGUACUCCUUUCAUUCAACCAUCUCUAAGGUCUUACCGUCAAUCCCCAUCCCUAAGUGUCAGCCGUAGCUCCGUAGAUCUUAGAAAUGCAUCCCAAAGAUCUCUAGCUUCACACAUGAAUUCACCACGUUCCAUGGGUUAUCCAUCUUUGUCAUCUCUUAACUCAAGGUACUUGUCUUCACACAUUCCAAGUCCAAGUAAUGCCUCAGUAAGUUUCAUGAUCGGUUCAUCCAGUCAUCAUCAGCAUCCACUCCGUUAUAGUGAGUCAGCCGCAAGCUUCUCAUCGUUUGCGUCGGCCAACUCCCUUCCGGAAUGUUGAGUUGUGUAAUUUGAUUUUAUCAUAUGAUUGUGACGUCUGCUCAUUUGAACCGAUGAUUGCCAACUCAUUGAACUAAAGAGUGGCCAAACGACAACCGUCAGUCUAUUUCCAUGUAACACUUCGGCAUUCCCUACCUCCGUUCCGUGUCUCUCCUCUGGCAAACGACUUCCUUGUUGGCAUAUCCGGUGUACAUUAUAACAUCUUUGUGAUGUUAGUUUUCUUUACUUUACAUGUGGUGGCUAAGGUUCUUACACUUUCAGGUUGGUGAGCUUUGAGUACAGUAGUCACCAGUGUGUGUUGCUUCGUACUUUGAAUAUUGAUGUUUUGAUAUCAAAGUAUAGUUAACUGCUGCUGACAAGAGAAGAGAAAUGUUGGACUAUAUAGACAAGAUUGAAGUCAGAAGAGUUGUUUGUAUUCUGUCUAAUGUGUUUCUCCAAUUGAAAUAUGAGAUCAUGUGAUACUAUGGAGUUACCUAUAUUCAUCUAACUGCUACACUGAGUGUCAAUAAUACAAUGUACAAAUUUUUUUGUGGAAUUUAGCUUUAAUGUUGAUUUUUAUAUUUAUA
Messenger RNA from Cicer arietinum (chickpea), 2205 nucleotides. RefSeq names its product receptor homology region, transmembrane domain- and RING domain-containing protein 2-like. NCBI's taxonomy places the organism in Eukaryota, Viridiplantae, Streptophyta, Magnoliopsida, Fabales, Fabaceae. The record is from RefSeq and is a predicted model, not a curated record.